AAAUUACUCUUUACCAAAUUUUCAUAUUAAGGUCUAUAGGACGCGCCUCGGAAGCUGCCCUCGUUUCGUAUAAGCACUGACCCGUUCAUGGGCGGCUUGCUUCUUCGGAAUUCAACAGGCUUAAAGCGAAGCUUUGUUUUGGAUCUUUUUUUAAUACCUGACCGACUGAGUGUCGGCGUAUGCGCCGCACGCACAUACUCUAACGGAACAACAGCCAGUGCACGACAGCAGCGAAAAGCAGUGCGUAACACGAAACCUAGCGGCGUCGACAACAGCCGAAAGGGAAGCAACCGCAGCACCAGUAACAUCAGGAAGGGCAGCAUGAAGCUCACGAUCGCCAUCGAGGGUUGUUGCCACGGCGAGCUUGACAAGAUUUACGCCACGCUGCAGCUACUGGAGCAACGGGAGGGGAAGAAGAUCGACCUGCUCAUUUGCUGCGGCGACUUCCAGGCCGUACGGAAUCUUGACGACCUUGAAACCAUGGCCUGCCCCCCCAAGUACCGCUCCAUGCAGUCCUUCUACAAGUACUACUCGGGGGAGAGGGUGGCGCCCGUCCCCACCAUUUUCAGUCAGGUUUGGGGGACUGCGGAUCGCGGGUUUGAGCGGCAUCUA
Volvox carteri f. nagariensis is the source of this 612-nucleotide messenger RNA. RefSeq lists its product as uncharacterized. The record is from RefSeq and is a predicted model, not a curated record. The annotation marks the transcript as partial. Gene Ontology annotation, molecular function: RNA lariat debranching enzyme activity. Gene Ontology annotation, cellular component: nucleus. Gene Ontology annotation, biological process: mRNA splicing, via spliceosome. The transcript has 4 exons. NCBI's taxonomy places the organism in Eukaryota, Viridiplantae, Chlorophyta, Chlorophyceae, Chlamydomonadales, Volvocaceae.